Dichomitus squalens LYAD-421 SS1 is the source of this 450-nucleotide messenger RNA. RefSeq lists its product as uncharacterized. The record is from RefSeq and is a predicted model, not a curated record. The transcript has a single exon. The annotation marks the transcript as partial. Lineage: Eukaryota; Fungi; Basidiomycota; Agaricomycetes; Polyporales; Polyporaceae.
CGAGACCGCUUCUACGAACACCUGGCGGACUCCAUCAAGGACGAGUUGGUGCACACAGCGAGGCCCAUCGCCUCUCUCGAGGACCUCAUCACUGUCUCCUCAGACAUCGACGUCCGCGUCCGCCAACGCCGUGCCGAACGGGAUCGUCAGCGCGGACGCACCACCACCCCCACCACCGCGGCCAAGCCGGCUGUUCCGCUGCAUACCACCCCCUUCACGCCGCCUGCCCGAGACCCGAACGCAAUGGACAUCGACGCGACCCGUACGCGCGAAGAGUUCAACCGCCUCAUGCGCGGCAAGUGCUACGGUUGUGGGUCUACGGCGCACGUCAAGAAGGACGGCGGCCACGACCGGGACAUCUGCGGCUACUGUCGUCGCGUAGGGCACCGCGAGACAGUGUGCAUGGAUAAGUUCCUGAAGAAGCCCCGCUCGCAGAAGCUUGCUGCAACG